Pungitius pungitius (ninespine stickleback) is the source of this 2317-nucleotide messenger RNA. It is a transcript of the gene dytn, whose product is annotated as dystrotelin. The record is from RefSeq and is a predicted model, not a curated record. Gene Ontology annotation, cellular component: plasma membrane. Gene Ontology annotation, molecular function: zinc ion binding. The transcript is spliced from 16 exons. Lineage: Eukaryota; Metazoa; Chordata; Actinopteri; Perciformes; Gasterosteidae. Bases 325 to 2121 code for a protein of 598 amino acids. Gene Ontology annotation, biological process: synaptic signaling.
UUGUAAAAGGGACAGUUCGACGGGAGAAGAGGGCUUUUUGGUGUGUGGUUGGUUCUUGCUUUUUGCUGGACGGUGAUGGAGAAGCUGUAGAUUAAGAUCUCCGGAAGUUUUUCUGAAGUUCUCAACACUUUAAUCUGUUUUUGUUCGACAUUUUAUUAUCCUUUUUUCUUUGUAACUUGUUAUAAUCUGAGUUUUGAAGGGUUUCUUCAUUGAGACCACCGCCCCCCCUCAGAGGGGCCGAGCAGCGGACUGCGGUGACGCGCAGGGUCACGUGAGGAAGAGAAGUUUGUUGGUAGACGCUGAGCGACUGAAGGUGACAUCAUCAUGGAUCUGCACAUCAUUGAAGGACUGAAUGAAAUCCGUCCCUCCGUCUACCGAGUUGCGAUGAAGCUUCUGUCUCUGCAGAGACUGCGUCACAUGGACCAGGUGUUUUUUCGACACAUCACGGCAGCCCUCCCCUCUGUGGGAAGAGUUGACCUUCAGCAGGAAAAUGGCCUAAACAGACAGGAAGUGACCCAGAUUCUGAAAAGGAUGUUCCACGGCAUGUCACAGGAAGUAACUAGUCAUGUGACUGAGGAAGCUCCAGAGGAGAUCUGCAGUCUGAUGUUCAGGCUCAACGAUCGGAGUCAGUCUGGUUGCAUCUCAACGGUUUCUCUUCAGACUUUUCUCAUCGCUCUGUCAGCUGAACGUUUACUGGUUAAAUACAGAGCCCUCGUGAGGGUCUCAGGGAACGGUUCAGGAUCAGUCAGCAGGUCUGGGCUCAGAUCUUUGCUGCAGGACCUCAACCAGGUUCCUGGGGCGGUGCAGGAGGAAGGAGUGUUCACAGACGUGGAGGCGGCAGUGACAUCGUGUUUUCAUAAGGUGUCGACCCCGACGGCAAAUGAAGAACAUGUGGUGUCAUGGCUUCAGAGUGAGCCCCCCCUGUUGCUAUGGUUACCCACCCUGUAUCGCCUGUCAGUCAGUCAAAACGUUAGUCAUGCUGUCCGCUGCCACACCUGUAAGACCCGCCCCUUUAGCGGGCUCAGGUAUCGCUGUAUGAAGUGUGUGAACGUCCACCUGUGUCAAAGCUGCUUCUGGACAGGGAGACACAAAACUCACCAUCCAGUGCUUGAGUUCUGCACUCAGCCUACCUGGAGAGAGUCUCUGUCCUCGUUAGUGAGCAGCGCUCGUCAUGCCUUGUCACCACGGCGAUACACUCAAGGACAGGCCCUCAGUGGGAGGGGCCUGAUAAGGGUGGAGCCAGGGGAGGCUCUGGAUAGAGCUCGGCCCGCCUCUCGUGCCUCAACAAGACUGACUCCCUCAGCUGUCAGUCACACUUGCUCCUUUGACCAAGAUGGAGCUAUUGAUCAACCUCCUUCAUGUUCAUCUAAAGCUCUGCAGACCCACAGCGACACGCCCCCGCAGCAGCUGAAGGCAUCAGUUCUGCUGAAGGAGGUCAGGAACCUGCAGAGAGACAAAUGGCUGAUGGAGCAACAGUUGCAGGUCUUAAGGCUCAACGUCCAAUCAGAGCACGGCAUCCUGGAGGACAGGUGCUCUGGGAUGGAGGUUACAAUGGAGACGCUGAAAGAACACAACCUUCGUCUGCAGCACUCGCUCAUGCAGGCUCUGAAGAAGAUGGACGUUCAACAAGAUGCAAACGAUGAGCAUCAAAACGUGGACACAGAGGACACAAAGGACAGAGAGGUAAUGGACACGGAGGACACAAAGGACAGAGAACAAAUUUGGGACAGGAAGGACACAGAUGACAUAAAGGACACUAUUGGACACUGUUGGAGCGAGGAAGAACUGCAGCCUCCCACAAUGCACCAGUACACACCUGUGUCCCAGGACAUCUAUUAUGAAGAGGAUCCUGCAGGUGACUGGCUGUUCUGUCCAACAGGACAACAGGGGGGGGCACAGGAAGAGGUCCCUUGUCUGUCUGAAGGAGAGGGUUGUGGGAAGUGUAGUCCAGAGGAGCUACUGCAGGAGACUGCAGAGAGACUGAAGACUGUGAUGGAGACGGACAGGUUGAGAUACAGACACACAGGUGAGAGGAAGGGGGCGGAGCUUCUUGUUGCUGCAGACCAGGUGUGUGACUCGAUACGCCGCCUGGUGGACGCUGUGAGAGCUGACGCAUACUGAUGACUAACAUUGAACUUUUAUUCCACAUAAACUUAUUGAUCUAUAAAUAAACAAAGUGUAAAUGUAUAAAAAAACGCUUUAUCUGAUGACAUGUUUAGAAAUACAGGAUCAUUAUAAUAAAAAUAAAGUCAUCAUCCUUUUCUAUUUCAGUGCAUUUUUAAAUUAUCAUAUAUAUUAUAUAUGUUACAAUUUUUAA